This is a messenger RNA of Exaiptasia diaphana, 2655 nucleotides long. RefSeq lists its product as uncharacterized. The transcript is spliced from 14 exons. The coding region runs from base 118 to 2655 and encodes 845 amino acids. The record is from RefSeq and is a predicted model, not a curated record. NCBI's taxonomy places the organism in Eukaryota, Metazoa, Cnidaria, Anthozoa, Actiniaria, Aiptasiidae. Gene Ontology annotation, molecular function: RNA binding.
UCAAGAUGGCGGCCGGUUAUCGCAUGUAAAUACUACCAAACUACUGCUGAUUUACCGCCUUCUUGCGUGCUUCAAGUCAUUGUAAGGAUAUAGUAAGCUCAAUUAUUACUUCAAAGGAUGUMUAAGGAAGUUUCUGUUGAAGUGAAAUCGUUUAUUCGAGCGAUACUGCUGUCUUCUCCAAAAGGUGUCAAACAGACUCAGUUUCAUCGCGAGUAUGAAACCUACGCGAAAUGCAAAAUUGAUUGGAGAAAGAUGGGGUUUAAUGGCCUCUAUGAAUUCCUUCUGGCUAUACCAGACGUUGCUAGACUUGAAUAUUCGAAGAAAGAUGCACAAAAUCUUAUAUUUGGUGUGAACAAAAAGGACAUAUAUGCCUCAAGUCAUGCAAAGAAAGCUGGCAUGAAAGGGAUUGGGGAGAAGCCCAGGCAUCCUUCCCAAUGGGAUAAAAAACCUGCAACUACUUCACCAAAUAAAACAAAAGAUAAGCAGGUUAAGAAAAGAACUGUUGAUGUCUCUAAGGACGCAACAUCUGUUAAAGUAACUGUUGAUAAUGUUAAUGGUGAAGUAUUGGCUCCAAAUGAACAAGGACUGUAUGCAGUUCAUAUCAAGGACUUGCCAAGCAUGUGCACACAGGAAGAAUUAGAGAUGAUAUUCAAGGAAUACUCAUCAUUCAGAUUUUGUAAAAUUUUUCCAUCCAAUAGCAGAAAUYAUCGUUUUGCAUUUGCCAAGUUUUCUAAUCAGGAUGAUGCAGUCAGGGCAAUGAGAGAGAAGGAACGGUAUAAACUUAGAGGUUCAAUUUUAAAACUAAGCAAAGCCACAGAACAAAAUGUGACAUCAAAACAGUCUACUAACGAGAAUAAGACCAACUCUGCCCAAAUAUCAAAAGUUAGUCCUCCAAAAAAUAAUGGAAUGACAAAUUCCAUAUCAACACAUGACAAGAAGUUGAGUACCAGUAGUGACAUUAUAUCUGAGAUUGAGCUUAUGCAACUUUAUUCAAAAUAUGGGAUGGUAAAGAAUAUUGAUGUCCAGCCAGACAGAAGCGUAUCAUUAAGUUUCUCUUCACCUGAGGAAGCUCUAACAACUGCGAAGUACAUGAAAGAGUUUUCAUUUAAUGGCUGCACACUCAGUUUAUCAAACCCUCAAGGAAGCAAUGUUACUGUAUAUAUAGAUGAUCAAAAACCUGGCCAAGCACAAAAUAUAAGAUUUCCAAAUAAGGAAUCACCUUCUAGUUUUUCCUAUCCCUCAAGUCUUGAUAGAUCUUCAACCUCAAGUUCUUCAAAAGAAAAUAUUCCCAACUCUCAAAACUCAUUUGGUUUGCCACCACAUACUGGAAGACCAGGAUUGCCGGCCCCGGUCAGUCAAGGGAAUUAUUCUCAUCAAGAUCCUCGACAAAUUAAAGGACAUUUACAGCUAAACCAGCAACAGCAAUUACAGCAACAACAGCAAGUACAUCUUCAUCAGCAGCAACAGCAACAGCAAAGACCACCACAACAAAGGCAACAACAAGCACUACAACUACAACAACACCAGCAACAACAACCACAACAGCCAAGACACCAACAAAACCAACAACAACACACCCUAUCAACUACUUCAUCUAUYAAUGUUCCUAUUCCUUUAAAAUCUCUAGAAAAGGAUGUUCACUUAAUAUUGAACAAAGAAGACAUGGAGCGRAUGUGUAAUGCCAUUGGGCAUCCUCUGGAGCAAAAGAUGAAAGGACUAUCGGAUGAAAUAGAUAUACUUGUCACAGAAGUAGUGGAUGCUUGUCGUUUUUGGGCAAUUAUUGAUAGCAAGACUGGUAAUUGGCAGCAGCUUGAACAACUAGAACAACACCUACAGAAUGGCUCCMCCAAGAAAUCUGUUGUUCCAAAGAGGUUUACUCUAGGGGCAGCAAAAUUCACUGAGAACAAUGUGUGGUACAGGUGUUUUGUUCUGGAUGUUUCAUUUGAUCGUCAUGCCAAAGUACUGUAUUUAGACUAUGGUAAUGUUGAAUGGAUUCCCAUAGAGAGGUUCUCGUCUUUAGAGUCAAUAUACCUGUCUCUUGCCCCUCAAGCAAAUGCUUUUCACUUAGCCGGUUUGUCAAUCAACUAUAGUUCAUCAGACUCUUUGAAAGAGGGUGCAAAGUACUUGAAAGAUUUGAUCGGAGACAAGACUUUAAGGGCAAAGAGAAAAUYACCAGCUAGUCCAAACCAGGCUCACAUACUAGAAGUUGAACUGUUCACUAAAACAACACCCAGUGUAUGUAUAAAUGACAAGAUGGCUGCUACUCCAUUUGUAUGCAAGACUGAAUCUAUUCCAAAAUCCCCAUCAAGUUCUCUUAAUGCUCCUAACAUUGCGCAAACAUCACCAAAGARUGUGAAAAUCAAGUUGAAGAUUUCAUGGGUACAAAGUGCAUCCCACAUUUUCUACCAUAAAGUUGGAUCCGAAAACAUUUUGAAGCAAAUCAGUGAUUUGUUAAAUGCUAUACCAUCAUCUGAGAGAGUGUUYCCCAAAGUAGGGGAAACCGUCUGCUACGAGGUUAAGGAUCAUUCCAGAAAACGAGUGCAGAUYCUUGACCUUUCAUCGUUAGCUGGAGCAAUUACCACGGCAAAGGUUAGGUGUAUUGACUAUGGUAAUUGCAUUCGAGAGAAGGAAAAUUUAACGACUUCUUUCACUUAA